This is a messenger RNA of Botrytis fragariae, 2346 nucleotides long. Its product is annotated as putative nuclear elongation and deformation protein. Gene Ontology annotation, biological process: triglyceride biosynthetic process; fatty acid catabolic process. The record is from RefSeq and is a predicted model, not a curated record. Gene Ontology annotation, cellular component: nucleus. Gene Ontology annotation, molecular function: phosphatidate phosphatase activity. Lineage: Eukaryota; Fungi; Ascomycota; Leotiomycetes; Helotiales; Sclerotiniaceae. The transcript has 2 exons. Bases 1 to 2346 code for a protein of 781 amino acids.
AUGCAAUACGUGCGAAGUAUCAGCGGUUCGGUUUCGAAAACCUGGAAUUCGAUAAACCCAGCAACCCUCAGCGGAGCGAUCGAUGUUAUAGUCGUGGAACAAGAAGAUGGAUCAUUGGCAUGUUCACCAUUUCACGUUCGCUUCGGGAAGUUCUCUCUCCUUCGACCAUACGAGAAGAAGGUCGAAUUUAGAGUCAACGAUGUCAAACAAGAUUACGCCAUGAAGUUGGGAGAAGGGGGAGAGGCAUUCUUCGUUUUCGAGACCAGUGAUAAUAUUCCAGAAGCUAUGCAGACCUCACCUCUCGUUUCGCCAGUUUCCAGUCCACCGUUACCAGCAUCGGGUGCGCACCCAGCAAGUCUGUCGGAACCUGACUUCCUAGCAUUAGAUAUGGGCCACAAAAGUUUAAGAUCAGACAGUUUUACAAAAUCUGCGGGAGGUCCAUAUCCUAGGAGGCAAAGUAAUCUCAGUGCUUUGACACCACCAUCGAUAUCGUCAGAGCAGGCAAUUGAUAGAACCCUUCCUGGAGAUUAUGCUGGAGUUCAACGUAGCCAUACAGACGAAUUCUUGUCAUCCUCGGCUCGCACGAACAUUAGCGAUUUGACGGAACGAGAUAGGCAAACACGAUCCAUGACACCCACUGUUGCAGCUGUCGAUGGACAAUCGGAUGUUUUCACUGAAAGAUCGCACAGCCCUCCGCCUCUGCCAACACGCGAAGCAAUAGAAAGGGCAAUGGCAUUGUCGAAUCGUCUUCAAGCCUCAAACAUCCCAAGUCAGGUCACGGAAACCGGUGACUUGAUGUUGGAUAUGACGGGUUACAAAAGUAGUGACGAUGAUGCGCUUCGGGCAGAGGUUAUUGCGCGAAAGGUUUUGUCAGAAGAAUUGGAAGGCAAUUAUGAUAUUGGUGCUCUGAUUGGCGCGGAUGAAAACGGAAACCUUUGGAUAUACAGUAGUGAAGAGGCAAAAGAAGCUGCAAGUCAGAGGGCGGCAAUGGCAGGCAUUAAUGCUUCUGGAUUGACGACCGAUACCUCUUCGGAUCUAGGAUACAGUAGCGAAACAGAUAGUGAUAUCCUUCACCCACCGAUCGUUCCAACGCACCGACGUGCCGGUUCGGAGUCAUUGGGAAUGCAAACACCACCCAAGACACCCACUGGAACCGCCGGUGAUCCAAAUCGAAACUACGCCAAAACUUUGCGAUUGACUAGCGAUCAAUUAAAAGCUCUCGGCCUCAAGUCCGGCCCAAAUCCCGUGAGCUUUACUGUCAACCGAGCAACUUGUCAAGCAAAUAUGUAUCUCUGGAGAUAUGAUGUCCCUAUUGUAAUUUCCGAUAUUGAUGGUACCAUCACAAAAUCAGAUGCUUUAGGUCAUGUCUUGAAUUACAUCGGAAGAGAUUGGACUCAUAUCGGAGUUGCCAAACUCUACACGGAGAUCAUUAACAAUGGUUACAACAUCAUGUACUUGACCUCUCGAUCGGUAGGUCAAGCCGAUACAACCAGAGCCUACCUCAAUGGUGUGGUACAGGAGAAUUAUCGCUUACCGAAAGGACCAACCAUCUUGAGUCCUGAUAGAACGCUUGCAGCUUUGAGACGAGAAGUCUAUAUUAGAAAGCCAGAAGUCUUUAAAAUGGCUUGCCUAAGAGAUAUCAAGAACCUGUUCGGCCCUAAUCGCACACCGUUCUAUGCAGGGUUUGGUAACAGGCUCACUGAUGCAUUAUCAUACCGCUCUGUCAGUAUUCCAAGCAAUCGCAUUUUCACGAUCAACAGUUAUGCAGAAGUUUCGUUGGAUUUGCUCAGUCUCAACAAAUUACGGUACAGCUAUGUAAAUAUGCGAGAGGUUGUGGAUCAUUACUUUCCACCGGUAAACACCCUUAUCACCAGCGGAGGUGAGGAAUACACUGAUUUCACAUAUUGGCGAGAACCUGUCCUUGAACUCGACGACUUCAGUGGGUCUGAGAGUGAUGACAAGGAUCUUGAAGAAAGAGAGGAGGAGGAGGAUGACGACGAGGAGGAAGAAGACAACGAACAUUUGGGUGAUAGUUAUAUCUCUCGUGAAUCUUUAGACGAAGACAAUUACUACGAGGAGGGUUUAGAUGAAAGUCUUUUGAUGGAGUCAAUAGAGGGUGAUGAUGGUUUGGGAAGAAGUAUGCUGUUAGAGGGAGAAGGUCAAGAUCAGGAAUACUACGACAACGCAAUUGAAGAUGACGAUUACGAAGAGGACUCAGCGCUAGAAGGGGGCGGUGUCAGACUAGAUGAUCAACUCACCCCUCAACCUGAGAAAAUUGAUACCGAUGCCGAAGUCAUUACAGGACUAAAAAAUCUUGCUUUAAAGGAAGAAAAUUCCGACGAUUAG